UUCCCCACGGCAGAUGGCCUGUAUCAACUCACAUGAGCAGGACUCAGGAGCAAUAUUGUGCGCACACAGAAUAUUUUCAUCGAAUCCCCGACAUUCUCAGAAUACAAAUGUCGGCUUUGAUCGUCGCCUACCAAAUUUCCCGGGCGCCACCUAGAACUUCUACCCAGGGCACUGAACACUCCAGGCAAGUCAAACGGGGAGCUGGGGUGGAAAUCGGCUACUGGAUGGUUCCGGAUGGAUGUGGCCCACAUAAUGGGCAGGGAUGGGCAGAAUGGCAAAUACUUUAUUUGGGUGUAUUGAACGGGGCAGGAGAGGGUGAAACGCCACUAAGACAAGAGAUCACCAGAAUGUCCUCCCCCUUGCAGAAUGCGUCUUCUAGCACAUUUGACACGUCAAUCCUCACCCUUCAGGCCGACUUAUCCAGUGGCCUCACCCUUUUGACAACAGCUCCCACUGCCAAUGAAUUCCUCAGAGCUACAGAGGGUCCAUUUGCGGAGUUGAAAGAGCUAGUUAUGCAGCAUACUUCAAUUGCAAACAGACCACGAUUUCAACCCCUUGCCCCCCCGGAGAAAAUUUUGAAGGAGAUUGUGCAGAAGAUAUGGGGUCAUUCAUCUGUUCAGACAGUUGAUGAUAUUGGCGAGAUUCUAGAGAAUGGACACGUCACAGAUGAUUUGAGCCUUGAAGCUGGAAUUGAUAGUCAAGAGGCUGCAAGGCUGCGUAAAUCACACCAAGAAGCUGUUGAGAAGCACUACCCUGAUUGCGCGGCAGAGGCGAAUGCAUUUUACGAAAAAGUCCUGAUACAUUGUGGAGACAUUGUUUUGUCAAAGGAUGAAAGGGAUGCUAAACCCAACGAAGGCCUCUAUCUGUUGCAGAAGGUAACCGGAAAGUACGCCGCUCAGCUUGCCGCACUCAGCACCAUUCACCCCAUUGGUGUGGCUGUAGUGGGAUUCAUAGCAGACGACACACUUUCCCCUCGAGACUCGACUAUCGCUUUUACUAGCUCUCCGAUGAUCGCGGAAAUGGUCAAAGCUAUGGGCCUACCCCUUGCAGAGGAUGCCGCAUUGGCGAUGAGAAACUUUUACGAUGGAAUAAAGGCAUUCAGAGGUAUGAGUGACUUCUCCUCGCAGUCUGCACAGGCUGAAAUUGCUGCAGAGACUUCCUUCAUCAUCUUGGAGCAUUUAACAACUCCUACCAGUGAGGUGUUUGGGGCCUCUGGUCUCAUGAAGUCCAUUGUGAUGCAGGCGAAGCAAAGCGUCCAUUUCAGUGAUGAUCUGGACCGAUAUUUGGGUAACACUACUGUGAAAUCAGAGGUUGAGUGUGAUGCAGAGGAUGUGGAUUAUCACACACCUUUAUUGAAGAUGAAGGAAGGCCUGAGCACUAUAGACCGGGCAUAUGGGGCGCAUACCGUUCGCCGCACUGAUUGUGCUGGGAAGCUCAAAGCCAUGAUUCAGGAGGCGACAGGCAUAAUGGACCUUGGGCACAACUGGAGAGGCGUCAACAUACUUCUGUUCUUGCUUGAACACCGUCUCCGUUUUGCUGGUUGGCAUCGCAGUGUUCGACGCCUAAACAGAGGGCUUCCGUGUGAUUGGACCCCACGUGAAACUGCACGGUGCAUGUUACAGUUCGAUCAUGAGGAUCCGGUGCAGACCUUAAGGGUGGAACACAUGACAGAUGAUGAGUACCUGAAGCGUGAGGUGUUACACUAUGCACCGGAUGGGAACGGCAACAUCAGUAAAUAUGCAUUACCUCAAAAUGAAGUAAGGAGAGCAGUUGGGAAAACGGCCAUCAUCCUGGCAUCAUCCCACAAACGUAAGGGAAGCACCCCAGACCCUACCACUGUGUCUAUGGAAUGA
Messenger RNA from Cantharellus anzutake, 1853 nucleotides. RefSeq lists its product as uncharacterized. The coding region runs from base 33 to 1853 and encodes 606 amino acids. The record is from RefSeq and is a predicted model, not a curated record. Lineage: Eukaryota; Fungi; Basidiomycota; Agaricomycetes; Cantharellales; Hydnaceae. The transcript has 8 exons.